This is a messenger RNA of Exophiala spinifera, 3840 nucleotides long. RefSeq lists its product as uncharacterized. The transcript is spliced from 2 exons. Gene Ontology annotation, cellular component: nuclear pore transmembrane ring. NCBI's taxonomy places the organism in Eukaryota, Fungi, Ascomycota, Eurotiomycetes, Chaetothyriales, Herpotrichiellaceae. Gene Ontology annotation, biological process: protein import into nucleus; nuclear pore organization. The record is from RefSeq and is a predicted model, not a curated record. The coding region runs from base 1 to 3840 and encodes 1279 amino acids. Gene Ontology annotation, molecular function: structural constituent of nuclear pore.
AUGAACGAAACGCCGCGACUGCGGUCGGCCUUCCCUACUACUCCCCAAACACAGCCUCGUUUUCGCAACUCAAAUCCCAAAGAUUGUUCGAGCUUUGACUCCCCAGGCUCGCCAUUUUCUCGAAGAACCGCGCCCUCCACGAAGCAGCCGACGAAGGUACCUGUAGAUUCCAAGUCUACAGGUGAUCCAUUCAUCCCCACAGAGGUAGUCGAUGCUCCAUCGCAAAGAUUCUACGUCUUCGCGUUCUACAUUGCUCUGACUGCAUGGAGACUGUACAACUCGUUCGGCGUGGAAAACGACCUCGACUCGACAUGGCUGUUCUUGAAAUGGAUUGGCAUUGAUGCUGCCUUCUUCGUGGCUCUUCCUGCCUUCAGAAUUCCAUGGCUGGAAUUUUCAUUUGCGACCACGUUCACAAUAUGGCUUUUGCAUGCGAUUGCGAAUGCCUUUCUCAUGUACAAAAUCCCGCUUCCGCUCCUGUCCUGGUUAGGAGCUCUGGUCAAGGUUGCAUAUGAUCGGGAACUCGCCAUCUCAGAGACACGGGUCAAGCCAGCAGACAUUCUUCGGAAUUCCUCAAUCAUUUUGGGGAAACAGAUUAUUCAUAUUCUUCCAGAGGGCUCUGCGAUCCUCAAUCCCGAGAAGACAUCAUUCUGUCUGGAUGCUUCCCACCCAUCCGUCGAACUGCCCAUCCAAAUCAACCAGACAACUCCCAUCUCGAUCGAAUUACACAGAUUUGAUCUUGACACAAAUGAGGUGGAAACAAUCCUGAUCGGCAGCAAGCAAGCCAAGCAACUGAAAAAGCAUGCUGAUGCAGGAAUCCCCAGGUCGGAGACUAACAGUCCUCGGACUUUACGAUAUCCUGUGUCCAAGAAAGGGCUGUAUCAGCUCCACCGUGUCAUAGACACAACGAAACUGGAGGUGCGGAAGCGGAGUUUCGAUGUUGCAGUUGUGCCGUGCCCUAAGGCUUCCAUUUCAACUCUUUCUGAAGACCGGUGCACAGGCGAUCUCAGCAACGUGGCGUUGAAGCUGUCUGGUGUGCCUCCUUUCAAAGUGAAGUACAGCAAGACUGUAAAUCAGAAGCAGCUAAGUUCAAUCGUGCAGAACGUUCAACCGCGCCCUGACUCGGGCUAUAUGUCGGAAGAGGAGGCCGCAGAGGCAGUGAUAGAUCCGAAUCGACCUCAGAUGGGCUGGACCAGAUCGACCACUGAGACCUUCGAGAUCAAUGAGUCACUCCAUCAGAACGGAAGCUAUUCGUAUAUGGUAGAGGAGGUGGAAGAUGGUCUCGGAAAUAAGGUGACCUACUAUUCGAGCACUUCAAAGGACCCCCGUGCUCCUCGGGUUCAGAGCUUGACUGUUCAUAACAGACCUCGUAUUAGCCUGACGUUACCCAACUCGAAGCAAAGCGGAUUGAUUCCAGUACGAAGAGGAGAUUCCACCAGUCUCCCAAUCAGUAUUCAUUCAGCAAGCCAAUUUCCUCCGUCUGACUGGCCAUUGAAAAUCAAAUACACCUACCAUGCGGAUAUCGAAGAUGAGACCAUCCGCGCGGAUGAAUUCAGUUUCGAUGUCGUCAAUGAUCGGUCAAAGCCUCAGGUGCAAAAGCCUGGACGGUACAAUAUUGAGUCGGUCGACAGCAAAUUCUGUCAUGGAGAGAUCGCGGAGCCGUCUUCGUGUCUUUUGUUCAAUCCUCCAGACCCAGAUCUCGCCCUCGAGAAACAAGACAUUUUUGACCAGUGUGCUGGAAGUCCUAUUGGAAUGACGCUCAACUUGGAUUUUACUGGUACUCCGCCUUUCAAAGUCAGGUACACCAUCACCCAUAAAGGUCAGGCUCGUGUUAAGCAACAAUCGUUCAGUGGGAUGCGUGGUCAAAUUGAGCUACUCGAGAAUGCGGCCGGCUCUUAUAUCUACAAUGUUCUUGAGAUUGAAGAUAGCGUUUAUGGCCCUAGAUCCCUGAAGGACAAAAGCUAUGUCUUCCAGCAAGACAUCAUGCCGCCAGCAUCUGCAACUUUUUAUCCUAAUGCGCAGGUCAUUAAGGCGUGUCUCGACGAGCCUGUUUUGGUGGAAGUUGCAUUGGCCGGCCAAGGUCCCUGGAAACUUGAUUAUGAGCUUGUGCACGGCGGCAAGAGGAAGAAGUAUAGUGUCCACUCGGAUGUAGACAUGCAUGCGAUAUCCCUUCCUGGCUUCAAGGAAGGAGGGACAUAUGCUAUUGUUUUAACUGGGGUUCAGGACAAAUCAGGCUGCCGUACUCCGUUGAAAGAUCAGCGACAAAUCGAGAUCAGACCUGAGCAACCUCGGGCAGGCUUCGGUGAGAUUGACGGUAAACGAUCAACACUGGCUAUGGAUGGAAAGACAGUUCAACUGCCACUCAGGUUGAAAGGCAACUCCCCGUGGGCCGUCCGCAUUCGACGCCUUGAAGAUCCCGACGAGCCGUUCGUGGAGUUCUUGAAGAAUGCAAAUUCGGUGUUUUCAGUCAACGAACCUGGAACGUAUGAGAUCAUUUCAGUUCACGACAGCUGCCCAGGUGUUGUCGAUGCCAAGGCCAAUACGUUUGAAGUUUCCUGGAUACCUCGACCGACAUUGGCCAUCAAAGAUUCCGAUGUCCAGGGAGACAGCCCCAGGUCUGUACGAAAGCCUCCAGUGUGCCAAAACGACGAAUCCUCCCUUUUCCUUGGCUUUAGUGGAAGCGCGCCUUAUCACAUCAAAUAUCAUCAGAGAUUCGAGCCAAUCAAAGGUCCGGCAGCCGUCAGCAACAAGGAGGGCAGCUUUGCUGGGACGAGUGCAGUGAUCAACCUCGACACGAGCAGAGCCGGAGAAUAUACAUAUUCGCUGAACGAGCUCAGCGACUCUCGGUACCCGCACGACAAGAAACAUUUCACCCCUCUCAUUGUCAAGCAACAAGUAUAUGCUCCGCCAAGCGCAAAGUUCAGCGAACCCGGCAAGACGUACGGGUAUUGCAAAGACGACCCAAGCUUCACGUCCAGCGUCGAAGCAGAAACCGAAAACAUCCCCAUCACAUUUAACGGUGUCCCGCCGUUCAGCAUCGAAAUUGCCAUUGUCCACCACGGCGUGUCUUCGCGACCGGAAAUCAUUCGUCAAAAAGAUAUCCAGUCCACUACAUACGCAUGGCCCUUGUCACGAUCUACGCUAGAUCUAGGAACCCACAGCGUAUCGAUCCGCUCAGUGAAAGAUAGCCGUGGCUGCGAAAGCAUCAUCGAAUCAGACCCUUCAUCCGUUCGCAUAUUUGUGUCGUCCCCACCGACGAUCCUCGCACUCGAGUCGCACGACGACUUCUGUGUUGGGGAGCACGUGUCAUUCUCUCUCAGUGGCAAACCGCCCUUUGACGUCUACUAUACUUUCCAGGGUCGCGAGCGUAAGGCUCAUGUCACAGGGAACGAGUUCAGACGUCUCGCCGAGUCACCUGGUGAAUUUGUGAUUACUGGCGUCAGCGACAACGCAAUGGGCAACGGAAAAUGUCGAGCUAGAAAAGAAAUCAAGAAGGUCAUUCAUCCUUAUCCGACGGUCGAGAUGGGCCGCGGCAGGACUCUAGUCAGCGAUAUUCAUGAGGGUGGAGAAGUCGACAUCAGCUUUUCAUUUACUGGAUCGCCACCCUUUGAGUUUACGUACAUCCGAUCCGAAAACGUCAAGAGAAGCAGUCGCUCUGCUCCAAAGGUGUUGGAGACAAGACACGAUAGCUCUGAUGCCUUUACGAAGGUGAUUCGCGCCAGUGACGAGGGUGUCUACGAGGUCGUCAGUAUCAAGGAUCGAUAUUGCUCUUACACGAAACCGAGUCACAAGAAUUCGGCCGGUGGAUCUAGUGGACAGAAGAGGUUGUUGACAUUCAAGUGA